AUGGCGGACCUCUUCUUCGGGGGAAGCCCCUUCCGGCGGCUCCUCUACGCCCGCCCCUUGGCCUACGCCACGGCGGCCAUGGACUGGGUGGAGACCCCGACCUCCCACGUCCUCCGGAUCAACGUCCCGGGGCUGGGCAAGGACGACGUCAAGGUCCAGGUGGAGGACGGCAACGUGCUCAGCGUCAGGGGCGCGGCGAAGGAGAAGGGGAAGGAGGGAAACGAGGAAGAGGCAGUGUGGCACGUGGCGGAGCGCGGGAAGCCGGAGUUCGCGCGGGAGGUGGCGCUGCCGGAGCACGUCAGGGUGGAGCAGAUCAGGGCCAGCGUCGACAACGGCGUGCUCACCGUCGUCGUGCCCAAGGAGCCCGCUCCGGCACGGCCCCGGACCAGGCCCAUCGCGGUCUCCAGCAAGCUGUGA
Triticum turgidum subsp. durum (durum wheat) is the source of this 417-nucleotide messenger RNA. NCBI's taxonomy places the organism in Eukaryota, Viridiplantae, Streptophyta, Magnoliopsida, Poales, Poaceae. The record is from the annotation of a GenBank genome assembly.